AUGGAAUUCUCCUUGGCCGUUAAGUUAGCGGACUUGGACGAUUUCCUGAAGCCUAGUCAAGAAUGUAUGGUGGUUGAGCAGAAGCAAGAAAGACCUCGGCUGUUGAGGGAAACUAAUUCGUCCAAGGAGACCAAAGUUGAGAGCUUGAAGGCCGCAACCGUGAGCCUGGCAGAUUGUCUGGCUUGCUCUGGAUGUGUUACGACUGCGGAAGCCGUGCUUAUUGAUUCCCAUAAUUACCAAACGCUAUUGGAUAAAUUAGGUAUACCUUCCGCUGCUAUGCCGUCCGCCACGGGGCCUGACGGUGAAUGUCCAGACGAGAUGGCAUUCACAGCAUUGGGGUCGGAAGAACCGCGUAGCAGGUCUGAUAGCCUGGAGUCUGAUAGGCGCCUGUCUUAUUCUGCUGUGAAACGUCCGGUUGUAGUAUUGUCCAUGUCUGGGGUCUCUGAAGCAGCACUGAUGGCGUAUUACGGAGUUACGAACCGGGAUGCCUUUUACGAAUGGCUUCGGGAGGCUUUGUUGGAGCAUGGUAUCGCGGAGACGUUCAGUAUGGACGUGGCGGAGGUCGUCGCGAGCGUACGACGCGGUAGGGACGGCCUGUCCAGCCACUGUCCGGGUGUGGUUCUGUAUGCGGAGAAGUCUGGCAAUUGUGCCAAUAUAAACACAAGUCCCCCCUCCCAAAUUUGGCAGGGUUUGCUGGUCAAGACCAUGUACAGCGAGCUCAGAAGGCUCUGUUGGGGGCGUUUGCGGCCGUUAGGCGGUUACUGUCGCGACCUGCACUUUCACUCGAAGUGCUUUGAUCGGGAGGGGGAAGGAGAGGAGGAUGAGGCCUCGGAUGAGGUCCCAGGCAGGUUGGUAUACCAUGUGGUGGUGAGCAGUUGUUUGGACAAGAAACUGGAGACCGUGCGGCCGGAGUUUUCCGGGUUGGUUGAGCUAGGUCUUACCACACAAGAGCUGAUCCAGGUGUUGAAGCACUUCGCGACGACCUACGCUCCACCCCCGCGCAUCUUGGGCACACGGCGGUGGGACUUGGCUUAUCGCCUCAGUCACCUGUACGGACUCCGGAGCUACCGGUUCAGUCUGCUUCGAGCGAACGGCGGAUUGGCUGCGCAGGCUAUUAACGACCUGAGGGCAGCGGGCGACUCCGAGGGAGAAGACUUUGGGUGUUCGGGAGACUCGCUGGAGUACCGGACGACGAGGGGCUACAAUAUAGAUCACACCAUCCUGAGUGCCGCGGGCCACGGGGCCACGGGCUCGGGGGUCGUGCAGAUCGCCACGGGCUUACGGAACCUGAAGAACUUCUGCGGCGGGUCCAAGACGCCUGCCGGUGGCGCGCUGGAGUUACUCGCGUGCCCGAAGGGCUGCUUCAGCGGCAUCGGACACGCCGAAAUAUUUGCGGUGCCGGGGAACCGGGCACGCGCAGAGGAAAUAUAUGCCACCACACCGCGUUGGGUCCCUCUGGACUUGGAGCGGUUGGCGGAAGACGCAACACGGCGUUGGCCGCGGCCGAUGGAGUACGUGAUUGCGCCGUUGGAGAAGACCAAUAACAGCAAGUGGUAG
Gregarina niphandrodes is the source of this 1557-nucleotide messenger RNA. Its product is annotated as iron only hydrogenase large subunit, carboxy-terminal domain protein. Gene Ontology annotation, molecular function: 4 iron, 4 sulfur cluster binding. The coding region runs from base 1 to 1557 and encodes 518 amino acids. Lineage: Eukaryota; Apicomplexa; Conoidasida; Eugregarinorida; Gregarinidae. The record is from RefSeq and is a predicted model, not a curated record. The transcript has a single exon.